AUGCCGUGCGCGGACCUUCUGAAUCACGGCGCGGGCGCGCGCGCCAACUGCGUGCUGGGCGCGAGCCGCGCCGCCGCCCAGGGGUUCGGACGCGGUCGCGGGGAAGAUGGAACGUCAACCGGCGCGUGGGAGGAGGUCGUCGUGACGUGUUCUCGGGACGUCGCUCGCGGGGAACAGCUGUUGAUAUCCUACGGCGACGACGCGUGUAACGAUAAGCUUCUGCGUCUGUACGGGUUCGCCGUCGCGGAUAACCCGAACGAUCGCAGGGAGAUCGUCAUGGAGCUCGAGGGCGACGCGCUCGAGCGGUGGAACGCGACGGAGUUAUUAGGCCCGGGGCUGAGCUACGCGAGAACCGCGGUGUUGAGAAUGCGCGGCUUGCCGAGGCUCGAUCCGUUCGCGGAUCACGCGAUCGAGAUGGAGCAGAUCGAGGCGAUGAUGCGGCAGGUCGCGGAGGACGCGAAGAGAAAGAGAGGGAAAGGGAAAGGGAAAGGGAAGUGGGUGGGCGAGGACGCGUCGGCCGCGGGGAAGCCGCCGGCGGCGCCGCCGGCGUUUCGCGACCCGGACGCGUCGGACAAACGUUCGGACGACGAUGCGGAGGACCCGAGCCGCCCGGAGCGGUCGAUGGACGACAUCUCCGACGCGUUCGACGUAGAUUUCGACGACGACGACGACGACGAGGAUGAGGACGAUUACGCGACGACGAAGGAAACGACAACGACGAAACCGCCGCCGAGGUGGCGUUGUUUCGUCGCGCACCCGAAGCGCCGCGUGGAGGACGCGUCGUCGAACGAAAAGAUGGAGAACGGCCCUCACGAAAAGAUGGACUCUUCGACGGAAGCCGCGGCGACGCGCGCGGCGGCGGCGGACGCGCGCGCGACCGGACAUCGCGGCGGCGCCGUCAGCGCGUCCACGCUCCUCGCCACCUUGCGCGCGCACGUGCUCCAGGGCGACGAGCCGCCGGGCGAGGACGGGGCGGAACCGAACCCGCUGCGUCCGAUGUCCGAAGCGAACGAAGCCGCGGCGGUGGCGACGCUUCGACGCGCGUCGGAGGCGGCGCGCGCGGAGAUGCGCGAGCUCAUCGCGCGCGGCGACGACGACGACGACGACGGAUCCGUGGACGCGCUCGACCCGGAGACGCGGGCGAGGGUGAUGGCGCGCGUCGACGCGGACGAGGAUUGGGCGCGCGCGGUGCGGACGCUGCGACGGGGGCAGGAGGAUAUAUUGGACGCGAUCGAGGCGGCGAUCACGACGAGCGACUAGCUAGUAGACUGCGUGAGUAUUCAUUCUUAUUCGCUC
Micromonas pusilla CCMP1545 is the source of this 1296-nucleotide messenger RNA. RefSeq lists its product as uncharacterized. The transcript is spliced from 2 exons. Gene Ontology annotation, biological process: peptidyl-lysine monomethylation. Bases 1 to 1260 code for a protein of 419 amino acids. NCBI's taxonomy places the organism in Eukaryota, Viridiplantae, Chlorophyta, Mamiellophyceae, Mamiellales, Mamiellaceae. Gene Ontology annotation, molecular function: protein-lysine N-methyltransferase activity. The record is from RefSeq and is a predicted model, not a curated record.